Messenger RNA from Punica granatum (pomegranate), 3271 nucleotides. The record is from RefSeq and is a predicted model, not a curated record. NCBI's taxonomy places the organism in Eukaryota, Viridiplantae, Streptophyta, Magnoliopsida, Myrtales, Lythraceae.
UUAAAUUAGAACAAGAAAGCAUUUCCUCGAUUUUCUUUUAAUUAAAUUUGAAAAACAAAUUAACGAUAAUGAUAUCAUCUAAUUUGCAUUAUGUUCUUUCUAUAGUUUAUAGUUCCUAAAUUCCAUGAAUGAGAUGGUGUGAGUGGUUGUUUGCUGCUUCUGCUGCUUUUGUUGCAGUUGGUCUCUAUCGCUUUCAUCCCUAACGUCACGUUCGGGUUCUGAGUUGAGCUGAGCUAAUUCACUUCCACUAAUCUUCCUCCGUGGCGGCUUCUUAAUCACUGAAACAAGACAUGGAUCCCAAGACUUGGCGUUGGAGGAAACGAUCUUCGGAGAAAACUAUAGUUGCGAAUGAGAAAACCGGCAGCAAUUCUUUGAACCGACUCGAAGGAAUGAUACAAACACUUCCACCGGACAAAGAACUGGGAAGCGACAUGUCGAACAAGAGCCUCAACGAGAAGUUAGCUUCGGUACUCACUGAUUGUCACGAGAAAGACGACCUUAUCGUGAAGCACGCGAAAGCUGCAGAGGAAGCAAUCGCAGAUUCCAAGAAGGCAGAAGCAAGGGCAGCCCUCCUAAAGCGGGAACUGGAUGACGCUUUGGGUCGAGCGGAAGCUGCAAAUGAGAAAUCGACUCGUUUGGAAACCGAAGCGAAGGAAUAUUCUGAGAAGCUCAGUUCCCUUCAAGAAGAAUCAGAGCAAAGAAAGAAGAGCUUGGAAGAGAAACUAUCAGAGGUGGAGAAAAAGCUCGCUUUCUCAACUCUCGAAAGUACCCGCCUUUGCUCUGAACUCUCGGGAAAGGAUAAGCUGAUUGAAGAUCUCCUGAAAUCUAAGUCUGAUGCAGAGUCCGAGUUUAAUGCCCUGAUGGGAAGGCUGGACUCGAUCGAAAAGGAGAAUGCGUUCCUUAAAUAUGAGUUCUGUGUGCUGGAGAAGGAGGUCUCUAUCCGGAAUGAGGAGCUGGAGUACAACAGACGGGCUGCAGAAGCGGCCCACCAGAAGCACCUCGAGAGCACCAGGAAGAUCACCAAGCUAGAAGGGGAGUGCCAACGGCUUCGCACGCUCAUGCAGAAGAGGAUCCCAGGACCCACUGACCUGGCCAGGAUGAAGAGAGAGGUGAGAGUUUUAGGGGGAAACCAAUCGGAGACCGGGAAAGGAAGAAAGCCCCUCGAAGUCCCGAGAAGUAGCACUAAGAUAGGCUUCUUGAUGGAGCGGCUGGGAGACGUCGAGGAGGAAAAUAAAUCUCUGAAAGAACUCGUAGCUCUUAAAGAAGCUGAAUUAAUUUCUUCGAAGGUAUUGAAUUCCGAGACUAGUUCAAGAUUGUUGGAGCUAGAGGUACGAGUUUCUGAGCUCUCAAGAGGACAAGGCAUGGAGUUGGCAAUAAAAGAGCCUUUACCAAAGGAGUCGUCUUCGCCCUUGGCAGGAUCCUCUGGGUCCUGGGCCAAUGCCCUUAUCUCGGAAUUGGAACAUUUCCGAAACGAGAAACUUACAAAUGCAUUGAAAUUAAUAUCUUCUGAUUCUGGUGCAUUGGAGAUGGAUAAGUUAGCUAUAGUUUCGGUGGCUCCGCCUUCUGAAAAAAGGACAGUUACCGAAAUAUCUUUCGACUGGCUCCAGGUUGUCUUGAAUGCGAUGAUGGAGCAAACCCGAGUGUCAAACCGAAGUCUGCUGGAACUAUUUGAGGAUGUCAGAAUUGCUCUGGGUUUUAUGAACCAGCCGGGCCAAGAAUCGGGAAAAUUAUUGCCUAGUUCGAGCAAUAUGGCAGAAUCUGUUUCUGAUUCCGAACCUCUUCAGAUAUCGGGCUAUCUCACUUGGAAAUCCCCAAAGGCAUCUUUGGGGUCGGAUAAUUGGAGCAACUCAAUCCGGAAAAUCAUCAAGCUUAUUGAAGGUUUUACCCCAGCGAGUACGAAGAAUUCAGACUACUUUGUCCAUGUCUUCCAACAGAAGAACUCGGAGCUGAUUGCAGUCAGAGAGAAAUUUCUCACAGCAUGUAACAAUAUCCUCGAGGAAAAAUUUGAUCUCGAGAUGUUUGUUGAAGAGCUAGCGAGUGCUUUGGAUUGGAUCAUGAACAGUGAUACGAUGCCGAGAAAAAACGUGUCGAAUGUAAGGGACAGAAUCAAGAAAAAUAUUGGUCGAACUGAAUUUCCAGGUGAAGAGGACCCUAUGUCAGAAUCUGAUACAGAGAAUAAAGCUGAAAGCGGGUCGCCUCAUUCGCCUUCAGUUGAGCAAGAUGAGAAGAAGCAACUCGAACUUGAGCUGAAGAACAUGGAGUCUGCCAAGACCGAUGUAGAAGCGAAGCUAAAUAAAGCUGAGGAAUGUAUUGGGACCUUGACGUUGGAGCUCAAAACCGUUGAGGAAUCCAAGAGAGUUCUUGAGGAUCAGAUGGAGAACCAGAAGUCGAUAAAUGAAGAUCUCGACACUCAACUCACCAUGGCAAAGUCUAAGCUCAACGAGGUCUUGCAGAAGUUCUCUUCGCUCGAAGUCGAGCACGAGGAGAAGAACAACUGCUGCGAGGAACUGGAGUCGAAGUGUCUUGAGCUUCAACUUCAACUAGAAAGUGUUGCGAAGGAAACUCCGAAGCAGCAGGAGCUCAUGCUUUCCCGAACUGGGUGGGAGAUCACAGCAGCUUCAGUGAAGCUAGCAGAAUGCCAAGAAACCAUCCUAAACCUUGGAAGACAGCUCAAGGCUCUGUCUUCUCCGAGGGAAGCUGCAUUCCUCGACAGAGUUUUCUCCAGACCAAACACGUGCAAGAUCUUAAACAAGCGAGCCUGCCUUCGCGACCGAUUGCUAGCGGAAGACGACGUCUCCAAUACAAAGAAGGAUGCUAAAUCCCCUGAGAACAGAAUAGUACUGACCAAGACAAACGGGCAAAAUCUUGAUUCUCCGAACAUCCUCGUCCAAACUCCUGAGCCCUCUGCGAGUCUGAAGCAUAGGCAAGGGAGCAGCACAAUGGGGGCUAUGGCCUUGGUGCCUUGCAGGAAGCAGAGUGGGAUCGGAUUCUGGAGGAGGCUGCUGCUGAGGAGAAGAAGAGGGAGCAGCAAGAAGUCCAUGCCCCUGCAUAGGACCUGAACAGAUAAACAAUAGGAGGUGAAGUUGGGAAGAGACAAAGCUGUUUACUUUGUCUGGCUAAUAAUGUAAUCUGUUGCUGUUGGUGGUGAUUGAAAUUGCUUUCAUGUGCUGAUACAUUUGUUUUUUUCUUUUUUUCUAUGAAAGACUUGAUGACAGGGCCAUUUAUGCUGAUUUUGCCUCUGAUUUUGUACAUAUUUCAUGUUGGUUUGGUC